This is a messenger RNA of Homo sapiens (human), 4583 nucleotides long. RefSeq names its product cell death inducing DFFA like effector b (gene CIDEB). Gene Ontology annotation, biological process: apoptotic process; lipid storage; COPII-coated vesicle cargo loading. The record is from RefSeq and is a predicted model, not a curated record. NCBI's taxonomy places the organism in Eukaryota, Metazoa, Chordata, Mammalia, Primates, Hominidae. Bases 3478 to 4137 code for a protein of 219 amino acids. The transcript is spliced from 6 exons. Gene Ontology annotation, cellular component: lipid droplet; Golgi apparatus; COPI-coated vesicle. Gene Ontology annotation, molecular function: phosphatidic acid binding; molecular adaptor activity; lipid transfer activity.
CCCUUCCGGUGGAGCCAGCGCUGCGACCGCCUGCAGAAGGUUGACUGCGUGGUAGGGGGCCCAGAGCAAGCCGAAGGCAAGCACGAUGGCGCUCACCAGCCGGCCCACCCGCGCCCCGUGCCGCCCGGAGCCCCAGCGGGCGCCCCGCAGCCGUGCCAGCGUCACGCUGUAGCAGCCGAGCAUCAGCCCGAAAGGAAGCACGAAAGCGGUCAGAGUCUCCAGGCUCAGGUGGGCGGCGGCGUGGACCGGCGACGGGUGGCACAGCUGGCAUACGCGGUCCCUCCACAGGUGGCGGUAGACGGCGGCCGGGACGGCGAGCAACAGGGCGGCCAGCCAGACCGCCAGCAGCAGGCGGCGGGCCAGGGCCGGGCUGCGCAGCCGAGGCGCCAGGAAGGGGCGGGUGACUGCGAGGCAGCGCUGCAGGCUGAGCAGGCCGGUGAGCAGCACGCUGGCGUACAUGCUGAGCGCGCACACGUAGUACACCGCCUUGCAGCCCGCCUGGCCCAGCGGCCAGGCCUGCCGGGUCAGGAAGGCCACAAAGAGCGGCGUGAGCAGCAGCACCGCGCCGUCGGCCAGCGCCAGGUGCAGCACAAGCGUGGCCGCCAGCGGUCGCCCCCGUGCAGGCCGCCAGCCCGCCAAGCUCCACACCACGAAGCCGUUGCCAGGCAGCCCCAGCAGCGCCGCCAGCAGCAGGAAGGCUGUGCCUGUGGCCCGCGAAGUCUUCCAGCUCAGCAGUGUCUCGUUCCCUGGGGGACGGUAGCAGACCGACAUCCUUCUGGGCCUACAGCCUGCCUCUUUUCUGCCUGGGAGUCCUGACUUCCACGAGGACCCAGACCCCACCUCAAACACAACUCCUUCUUGGAACCCAGAUCCCCUGCUCCCAGUCAGUUGACCUGCCCCACUCCUGGCCUCCUUCCCAGAGCUCAGUGGUAAACAGGCAUAAAGUCAUCACCCCAGGCUGUCACUAUCUCUACCACCACUCCUCUAGUCUGGCCCCUCCUUCUUUGUCCAGCCCCAUUCUAGCACAUCUGGGCAAAACUGGAUGGUGGGGUGUAAAGGGACGUGCACAGAUCUACUUACCAAGCUGGGAGCAAGCAGGAUUGGGGGCCUGGAGAAGCUGAAAGGUUAAGCAGCAGUAGGCGAGGUGCCUACUCCUGUCCUGUGCCUAUCACAUUUGCAGAGGGUAAGACAAGAAUGGGGAGGGACAAGAUGAGGCUCAUCCUGGGCCUCUCCUGGGGCCCCUCCCUCACCCUGCUCCUUCCCAUCACCAACGCACCCAGGCGUCCAGGCAUGUGAGAGCCUGCCUUGCCAGGAAACAGCACAAGCUGAAGUGGGGCAGUAAGAUUCCCUGGUGGUGGAAGGAAAUAGGAGGACUCUGCUGAAUCCUGGUCCUGCUUCUGUUCUCAUCCCUCCCCCAGCUCUGGCCCCAAUCCUCCCAGCCCACCUUCUGCAGUGUGUAUGUUGCCUGGUCUCUCUGGCCUGCAGAGGUGACCCAAACAACUCAGUCCCCCACCUGCCUUAUCCUUGCCUGUUUCCAGUCUCCUGGUCCGGCUGAGCCCCUGGCCUCCUACCUCCUCCCACCUCUUGCCUCAGGCCCUGCCCCAGUCACUCCACCCUCAGGGCUCUCACCGGGCUGUCAAUGACAGCUUUUCCAUGUAAGGCAUGGUGCUAGGUUCCAGGAGGAACAGGGGAUGCAUGGAGGCAUAAUGGUUAGGGAGUCAUGACACACAACCAUGAAGAGGCCCCAUUACCAGGCUGCACCAGGAUACAAGACAAGAAAGGAAAGGAUGAGUAGGGACAUACUAAGAAGCAGCCCUCUCCUCUUGGAAAAGUCAAGCAAAACUUGGAAAUGAAGAGAUUUGAGGGGGGCCUGGCAGAUGGAUAGAGCUGGGGGAAGGGAAAAGAAAGGCCUCUGCUCAAGUAACAGCCAGAACUUGAGGUUGCUUGGGGAGGGCACCAGGAGCACUGUCUUAGUUUGGGUUCUUCCAAAGCAGAGCUUGAGCUAAGGGCUUGGGUACAGGUGAUCCUGUAUUCUUGAGCUAAGGGCUUGGGUACAGGUGAUCCUGUAUUUGGGAGGUUAACUCAGGAAGUGAGGGCAUAAGGUAAAACAAGAGAGAGGAAAGCCAUUAAGAGUAUGUUAAGUCCCUUCAGUAGGCCUUGGGAACCUCUGAGAAAAGUAUAGAUUGCCCAAGACAAAAGACUGGCAGGGUGAUCAGUCCAAAGCAUUUAUUAGGAGAAUGUACUUAAUGAGUGGGCUACAGCGUAUCCUCACAACAGACAGUGAGAGAGAGUUGUUCUACCUGGGUAUAUCCAAAACAAGGGGGUCAGGGUAUGGAGUUUACGAGGGUUCAAGGUAUUUGGUUCAGGGCCAGGGCCAGUUUUUUUCAGUGUUUUGGGCAACAACCUGAAUACCUUUUCAAGGCUCUGGCUUGGGCUCAAGCCUGCAGGGGAAAUGCAACUGGCCAGGUCACAGGGCAAUCAAGUUACUCUGUGUUUCUUUGUCAGGACACAGAAAAAAAGUGGGGAAGCUGGGGGACCCUACAAGGAUCCUUGGCAGGAAAGCAGGGAUUGUGUUCAUUUGAGGGUUUCACUGUCAGUGAGAGUCUCAGCUUCCAUGCAACUGUCCAUCACGGCUGCAACUGAAAUCAGAGCUGGGACACAGCGCACCAGAAGCUAAAGUCUUGAUGCCAUCAAAGGACAUCCCUGCCCCAUUCACAUCUCUGUCACGUCCACUAAUCGGCAAAAGGAGAAAAGUGAGAGAAGAUGACCUAAGUGUGACUGCAGCAGGCAGCUCUGGAAAAUGAAGCCAGAGCAGUGAGCCAGCCCCUCCUCCGACCAAGGAGGAAGGAAAGAGCAGGUAAGCAGGAAGGCCAGUGUCCCAGACAGGACCCUAAUGAUCCUGAAUCCAUGUAUCAGGAUCCAUCCUCUCCUUACACCCUUCCUGGACACAGUCUCACCUCUCAUUUUCCAAAGCCCUGCCAUGCUGCCAUCCCACUUCCCCACACUCUGCCCCGGGUUCCCUUUUCCUAAAGCUGCAGCUUAUGGCUUCUCCAGUAGGUGGCAGCACACACAGAGCCACUCAUAAACUGCAGCUUCUCAGAGCCUGAGAGCCAGAAACCGUCCCCAGAAAUUCCCUCCAUAGAAAUAAAAAAACACCAGAAGUCACAUUUCAUCCUUUUACAUGGUUCCCAUCUACCCUCACAACACAUGUCAUCACCAAAGACACACAUACAAGCUCCAAUGGCUUUUGCCAGGCAAUUCUUCCUCCAGGACCCCAUCUGGCCCCUCCCUCAUCCCUCCCCUUGGACUUUGCCCUUCUUACUGGCCAGGCAGGGGGGCCAGAGUCCAGGCUUGACUCAUUCCCACCUUGUCCUGGGCUGAGAUCCCAGGUUUGUAACAGAAAACACCACUAAAGCCCCAGCACAGGAGAGAACCACCCAGCCCAGAAGUUCCAGGGAAGGAACUCUCCGGUCCACCAUGGAGUACCUCUCAGCUCUGAACCCCAGUGACUUACUCAGGUCAGUAUCUAAUAUAAGCUCGGAGUUUGGACGGAGGGUCUGGACCUCAGCUCCACCACCCCAGCGACCUUUCCGUGUCUGUGAUCACAAGCGGACCAUCCGGAAAGGCCUGACAGCUGCCACCCGCCAGGAGCUGCUAGCCAAAGCAUUGGAGACCCUACUGCUGAAUGGAGUGCUAACCCUGGUGCUAGAGGAGGAUGGAACUGCAGUGGACAGUGAGGACUUCUUCCAGCUGCUGGAGGAUGACACGUGCCUGAUGGUGUUGCAGUCUGGUCAGAGCUGGAGCCCUACAAGGAGUGGAGUGCUGUCAUAUGGCCUGGGACGGGAGAGGCCCAAGCACAGCAAGGACAUCGCCCGAUUCACCUUUGACGUGUACAAGCAAAACCCUCGAGACCUCUUUGGCAGCCUGAAUGUCAAAGCCACAUUCUACGGGCUCUACUCUAUGAGUUGUGACUUUCAAGGACUUGGCCCAAAGAAAGUACUCAGGGAGCUCCUUCGUUGGACCUCCACACUGCUGCAAGGCCUGGGCCAUAUGUUGCUGGGAAUUUCCUCCACCCUUCGUCAUGCAGUGGAGGGGGCUGAGCAGUGGCAGCAGAAGGGCCGCCUCCAUUCCUACUAAGGGGCUCUGAGCUUCUGCCCCCAGAAUCAUUCCAACCGACCCACUGCAAAGACUAUGACAGCAUCAAAUUUCAGGACCUGCAGACAGUACAGGCUAGAUAACCCACCCAAUUUCCCCACUGUCCUCUGAUCCCCUCGUGACAGAACCUUUCAGCAUAACGCCUCACAUCCCAAGUCUAUACCCUUACCUGAAGAAUGCUGUUCUUUCCUAGCCACCUUUCUGGCCUCCCACUUGCCCUGAAAGGCCAAGAUCAAGAUGUCCCCCAGGCAUCUUGAUCCCAGCCUGACUGCUGCUACAUCUAAUCCCCUACCAAUGCCUCCUGUCCCUAAACUCCCCAGCAUACUGAUGACAGCCCUCUCUGACUUUACCUUGAGAUCUGUCUUCAUACCCUUCCCCUCAAACUAACAAAAACAUUUCCAAUAAAAAUAUCAAAUAUUUACCACUAA